AUGUGGACACAUCGACGACCAUUGCACACGUUGAUCAUGUCCGUGAACGAACUUUUCGCGCUGGAUAAGCGGGUAUCAGAGUUUCGCGACCUUCAGAAUCUCGAUGUUCAAAGUAACCAACUCACCUCGCUUCCAUCGUCGUUCUCACAGUUACAAAACCUCACAAGCUUGAAUCUCGCACGGAAUGCACUGAGCAGAGUCCCUUCAUGCAUCUUGGCUCUGACGUCCCUUGUUUCCCUCGAUCUCAGCGACAACAUGUUGGACACUUUGUGGUCUCAGGCAGAUGCAGAGAAAGCUGGUAUAGCUGCGUCUGAUGUGCUGCGAUCUCUUGCGACGCUGAACCUUGCGUACAAUUGCCUGAGCACCUCGGCGCUCGUACCCAUGCCGGCAUCGCUCAAGCGGCUCCAGCUCUCUCAUAAUUUAUUGCGUGAGCCACUGCCGAUCGAUAUAUGUGGCUCCGCCGUACAUCUAGAAGAGCUUGUGCUCAGCGGCAAUGACUUACCUGACGCUGUGUUCGCCCACGACGGGACAUCAUACGCAUUCCCACACUUGCACGUACUCGACGUGCGUAAAACGCAUGUGUCAUCCCUAUCGGCACUGGAGUCGCUUUUCGCGUCGGCACCCUCACUGAACGUGAGUGAAGCGAAAGACAAAAACCGUGCGCCUGUGCAUGCACCCAGGCUCGAAGGUGCGCCAGUGUGCACGCCGCACCAACUGGUGCGUGUAGCAAAUAUACCUACGCACCCAGACAAGCAGCAUGAUCCGGUAUGGAUUGCCACGCAUGACAAUACGCUGCUCCCACCCUUGUACAUUUUAUCGGAUGUGCAAGGACGAUCAGAGUCUUCGCACCGCCGGCGGCGCGGUGGGCGCGGCCGCGGUGGCGAAGACCGGGCUCGCACUGCUCGCGAUGAGCGCGAUGAGAAUGGGCAUGCCCCGCCGAAUGCAGGAAGCGCGCUUGCCAAUGCCAAACUGUCGACGAAAAAAAAAGAGGCACUGGGCCAGGUGCCAUGCAAGUUCUUCCGUAAUAAUGGCUGCUCCGCGGGUGAAGCGUGUCCUUUUGCCCACACGAUGCCAGGUGAAGGCCAGCCGAAAGCGGUGUGCCAGUGGUACAUCAAAGGCAGCUGCCGCUUCGGGCACCGCUGUGCAUUGGCACAUAUUUUACCUGGUCAGCCGAUGAGUAUGGACCGAAAGAACAAGCGCUCAGCACAACAGAGUGCGUCAUCGAAUGCCGCAGCUGGUGCUGGUGCGGGGGGGCAAGCUUCGUCGUCGUCGCAGAUGCCUACGGCACCGGCGCCCAGCUCGAACCAUACGGAUGAACAGUCCCGCCCUGACGACAAACAAUCUACAUCCCUUUUAGCAGCGCAUUUGCAGCCACCCCUCGCACCCACCACAUCUGCACCGAUACCUCCUAGUUCUUCAAGCGCCAUGCUCAUCCCGAAUCGCAACCACAAAAUGAGAAGAGACGGACCAGCUGCAUCUGCCCUCACUCUCUCGAAGGACUUGGAGCCCAGCUCGCUAUCUUUGCAUGCCGGCUGGCAUUCAGAUUCAUCUCGUGUUCGAAGCCAAGAGUCUACCGGAGCGACAGGAUUCGGCUCGAGUCCCUUUAGCCACCCUGGUUCACAUGGGUUGUUCUUUAAUGCAAAUUCAGACGCCCGCACGUCCCAGGACGCGACGGCUUCGCCAUGGCGCACGACUAGUAUGACAUUACCUGACACGAAGAGUGAUGAUCUACUCGCUGAUGCUGGACAUGCAGAAGACUUUUUGCCCUCGAGCCUGAGUGACUUGCUGACUCCUGCUGAGCUGGAGCGACGUACGCGCAGUUCUCGUGAUGCCGCAACGACCUCUUUGCUGCCUCUCGGCAUCAGAUUUGGUAUCCCAGAGCUUGCCAGUGGGUACGGGAUAUAUGAGUUCCGGGUUCGGUACCUCAUCGCCAGGGCAUGUGCCAUCAUUGGGAAACAGCAACCUCCGGUCAUUUAUGAGUGGGAUCGCUCCCCAUCGACGUCCCGGCACACACAGUAUGCACGCGUCGCCGUUUAUGCCGCCUACACUGGACCACGCUUUAAGCUCACCUCCUAA
Molecule: messenger RNA, 2076 nt
Organism: Malassezia globosa CBS 7966
Lineage: Eukaryota; Fungi; Basidiomycota; Malasseziomycetes; Malasseziales; Malasseziaceae
Exons: 2
Coding region: 1-2076 (691 amino acids)
Biological process (GO): protein polyubiquitination
Molecular function (GO): protein binding; metal ion binding; ubiquitin protein ligase activity
Source: RefSeq, a predicted model, not a curated record